Dendronephthya gigantea is the source of this 2062-nucleotide messenger RNA. RefSeq lists its product as uncharacterized. The record is from RefSeq and is a predicted model, not a curated record. The transcript has 3 exons. NCBI's taxonomy places the organism in Eukaryota, Metazoa, Cnidaria, Anthozoa, Malacalcyonacea, Nephtheidae. Bases 96 to 1343 code for a protein of 415 amino acids.
GGAAUAGAGCUCAACAAUCGUGAACACUCAAAUUUCUACCGGACAGUAACUAUAACUAACUCGAGUAGCAGAGAUUUAGACUCCCGGGCUGCGCUAUGGAUGCCACUCCAUCCAGUUAUCAGGCGAGUUCAAACGCUGCGUCCCCGAAUAAAGUUAUAACAAAGAAGGAUCGACGAGCACAGUUGGUGAAGCUAUUCAUCGUGGCGUUUGUUUCUAUUGGAACAGUUGCUCUCACUAUAUUCGAUGUGAUUCAAACAGCUAAAUCUCUAGAGAAGAAAAUUGAGCUGACAGAUAAAAUUCACGCGAGCAUCGAUGCAGCCAUGUUAAUUCAUAAUUUGCAAAAAGAGAGAGGAAUGACCGCAUUAUACUCCACUCAGAGUCUGUUGAACUCCGACGGACAUAAGCUACGGCAAUUUCGGAAGAAUACAGAUGAAGCUAUUGUUAACUUGAAGACGAGAUAUGGUGGAAGCCUGGAUAAACUAUCGGACGGUCGAGAGCCAUUUGUGAACAUUUUAAAAGAGGCUAGGCGUAUAAUCGACGAAGGAGGAGCAUCAAUCCUUGAAACUUUGCAGAAAUACCGAAAAUGGAUUGAUGAGCUUAUUUUCACGCUCACAGAAUAUUUGAGGACGGAAAAUACGGAUGGAUACGCGCACUUGGUUUACGCAUACGAGCUGUUAAUCAUGAGCAAAGAAGAAGCUGGGAUGGAACGAGCACUUGGUGGUUUGAGAUUUAUAGAAGGAAAAAAUUUCAGCCAUGCAAACACAACAUGGUACAUACAGAAAAGCACACUUGCCCAACAAUACCUCAAGAUCGGUUUCCUAUUUUCGAACGAAAUGAAGGACAUGCAUUCCUCUAUAUUCGCUAACAGUUCGUAUUUGAUGAAAAAAAUUGAAAGAAAAAGAAAACUCUUAUUCAGUGAGUUUCACCCAGAAGCUUCUAAAGAGGAUGGUCUCGAAUGGUUUGAUUUGAUGACAAAAUACAAUAACUUGUUGUUGGAAUUACAGAGGCAGCAAGCUGACAUGAUUAGCACAAUGGUUGAUAAGACAGUUGAUGAAAAUGCAAAUCAACUCGUCAUCCGGUCGAUGCUUUUGUGUUUUACCUUGAUUAUUGUGCCAUGUAUUAUUAUAUCGUUAGGAAUGGUCCAGAAACGUUUCUAUGAAUACACAUUGUCAUUGUUUGAUAAAGUUGGUCUAGAACAAGCGAGAACGGACUUUUUAAUGAGAGAAAAUUCAAGACACAUUGAAAAUUUGUCACAAAAGUGGAGGGAUUUUUCCAAUCAUAACCAUGGCGCUAGUUAUAGCAACAGAGUUGCUCGCAAAGCUGUUGAAAAUGGUAGCCAGUGAAAAAAAAAUGUCGAAGAAAUGAAAAAAACUUCUUGUGGGUUAAUUGUUCGAAAUAACAAGUGUUUUUAAGCAGUCGCGGUUCAACUAUGUAUAAUCAAUAUAUUAGGGCUUUGAAUUCCAAGAAUUAAUGGUGCAUGUGAACUCUCAGCGCCUGGUGAUUGCGUAUUACCAGCAGACAGGUUAAAUGAUUUGAAGUAAAAGCAUACAUACCAUUAACCAAUAACAGCCUGUCUCCAUGUAUUUAGAUAAUUAUAGUCUCUAUGUAUUUAGAUAUACGACUACAUUUGCCUUGUAAAUUGCAAAACGCGAACCGUCCAACUAAAUUUCUUUAUGUCACGAUUACAGGGGCGUAGAAAGUAUCUCAAAUUUGGUGUGGACACGAUUCCUGGAGCACUUCUAAAAAGGCUGCUAAAAUAUCAGCAUGGUAGUUUGAAUGUCCGAUAUUAGUUUGGCUCAAUGAAAUUUGCAUACCUCUUCCGCAGCUCAGUUUUCUGAGUAACAAUAAUGACACAUUAAGUAUUACGCCGUUUUGGAAUAAUUUUGGCUAGAGGUAAUGGUUCUCCCAGCCGGUUUAUCUGUAUAAAACAAAACGAUAUUUAUAGAUAUAUUCAUUUAAAAUUCCAAAUAUUUAUAUGCUCAGAAAAGGGUGGAUGCAAAUUACUGCUAAAACCACAAAGCAAAGCAAAUUGACCCAACCCAAGGAUAAGGUAUGCAUGCAU